This is a messenger RNA of Gloeophyllum trabeum ATCC 11539, 1711 nucleotides long. RefSeq names its product Homogentisate 1,2-dioxygenase. Gene Ontology annotation, molecular function: homogentisate 1,2-dioxygenase activity. Gene Ontology annotation, cellular component: cytoplasm. Gene Ontology annotation, biological process: L-phenylalanine catabolic process. The record is from RefSeq and is a predicted model, not a curated record. The transcript has 15 exons. NCBI's taxonomy places the organism in Eukaryota, Fungi, Basidiomycota, Agaricomycetes, Gloeophyllales, Gloeophyllaceae. Bases 20 to 1585 code for a protein of 521 amino acids.
UGUCCGUACUUUGAGGUCGAUGAUGCUUUCUCGACGAGCAGUCUCAUCCGUCAGCCGCUGCAGCAAGGCAUCAAGGGCGGUUGCUACCGCAGCGAGCCGUGCACCGAGAGUGACAGGAUCGCUGAGACGAACAACUAUUCCGUCCGGGAGGCGUCAUUUAUCUUCAGUUCCCGGUGCUACAGCCGCUGGCUCUUUCUCGACCAAGCCCACCGAGAAGGAUCCCUACACGUACCAGGUCGGAUUCGGCAACCGCUUUGCCUCGGAGGCAGUGCCUGGAACACUCCCUGUCGGCCAAAACAAUCCGCAGAAAUGCAAGUAUGACCUCUACGCCGAGCAGAUGACCGGCACAUCAUUUGUUGCUCCUCGAUCGGAGAACAAGAAUGCAUGGCUGUACAAGAUCCGACCUUCAGUAGCGCACCAAGGUUUCACGAAGUUACCAGACAAUCCUGACCUUGAGUCGAAUUUCUCUCCUUCAAAUCCCAAAGUCCAUGUCAGCGCCACCCAACUCGCGUGGUAUCCUCUGGAGAUCCCAUCGAGCGGCAAAGUUGACUUCGUAACCGGAUUGAAGACGCUCGCAGGGAACGGCGACCCCACACUACGCGAAGGUCUUGCCGUGCACAUGUACAUGGCCAACGCCUCUAUGGAGAAUCAGGCCUUCUGCAACAACGAUGGUGAUAUGUUGAUCCUACCUCAACAAGGUCGUUUGGACAUACAAACUGAGUACGGAAAGUUGAUGGUUCGGCCGGGAGAGUUGGUGGUCAUCCAGCGCGGCAUGAAAUUCAAAGUCAUCUUGCCCGAUGGACCCUCCCGUGGAUAUAUUCAGGAAAUCUUUGGCUCUCACUACGAACUGCCCGAGCUCGGUCCCUUGGGGGCUAACGGUUUGGCGAACCCACGAGACUUCGAGGUUCCCGUCGCAAGCUUCGACAUUGAUCAAUCACCAUGGGAGAUCGUUUACAAGGUCUGCGGCCAGCUCUUCUUGUGCAAGCAGGAGCAUACCCCCUUCGAUGUUGUAGCUUGGCAUGGAAACUAUGUCCCAUACAAGUACGCCAUGGAGAAGUUCAUCAACGUUGGCAGUAUCUCAAAAGACCACAUCGAUCCAUCUAUCUUCUGCGUCCUCACGGCUAAAUCGAAGACCCCUGGCACGCCUCUCGCCGAUUUCUUGAUCUUCAGUCCUAGAUGGGAUAUUGCGAUGGAAACCUUCAGGCCGCCAUACUACCAUCGCAACGCUGCUACCGAAUUCAUGGGUCUUAUCUAUGGAAAUUACGGUGGACGCAGUGAUGAAUUCGCUCCUGGAGGAGCCAGCUAUGAAACUGGUUUCUGCCCACACGGUGUGUCUUAUGACGAGUUUAAGGCUGCCACCGAGACGGAGCUUAAGCCGAUGAGGGUCCACGAAGACACUAUUGCCUUCAUGUUCGAGUCUAGCAUGAUGUUCACACUCACCGACUACGCGAUGAAGAGGACCGGCAAGUUGCAUGAACACGAGCCCAAGAUGUGGGAUAACUUAAAGGGCCAGUUCAUGAACCACCUAGAUCAGGUGAACGCAGACCUAAAGGCCGCCGGACAGCCACCUUUGGCUAGGAAGUGAUUGCUUUCCUUUUGGGCGUGCGGUUUAUAUUCUGGUCUAAUAAUCUGUCGCAUCUUUACGUGUAUUAACAACUUGUCUAUGACCUGUGUUACUCAGCAAAUCAUACUUGUUGCAUGCAUACCAGAG